Molecule: messenger RNA, 2717 nt
Organism: Trichoplusia ni (cabbage looper)
Lineage: Eukaryota; Metazoa; Arthropoda; Insecta; Lepidoptera; Noctuidae
Gene: AsnRS
Product: asparagine--tRNA ligase, cytoplasmic
Exons: 10
Coding region: 96-1760 (554 amino acids)
Biological process (GO): asparaginyl-tRNA aminoacylation
Cellular component (GO): cytoplasm
Molecular function (GO): asparagine-tRNA ligase activity; ATP binding; nucleic acid binding
Source: RefSeq, a predicted model, not a curated record
AUGGAGUGUGUUUUGACACGUAAAUUGUGAUCACAUUUGCAAGCAAAGUAGCGCUUAUAGCUGUGGUAUUUCAUCAGCACUAGGUAGUAAGAAAUAUGCCUGAAAUGGAGAACCUUUCAAUAGGAGAAAUAUACACUUCUGAAAAGAACGGCAGUGAUGAGACUGGAGAUGGGAGUGAAGCGAAGCCUUUUAAGACCAUAUUGCAGGCUAUGCGACACGCUGGCAAGGAGCCUUUCCCCACAAUUUACGUGGACGCGAAAGAAGAAGGAAAAGUUUACGAGGUUGCCGCUAAGUCGCAACUGAAGAAGAUCAACAAAAUCUGGGUCAGAGAGAACUAUAAGGCUGUCGAUAAGGCGAAGGCAGAAGAUGAAGGCAACGACAAAAGGCUACAGAACUUGGAAGAGGCUAAAAAGAUUGUAAUCAAAGAGGACCCUAGUCUACCUAAGGCGAAAAUCGUGAAAAUUUCAGAAACUGGCGAGCACCGAGGCGAGCGUAUCUGCGUCCGCGGCUGGGUGCACCGUCUCCGGCGCCAGGGCCGCUCGCUCGCCUUCCUCACGCUGCGCGACGGCUCCGGCUACCUGCAGUGCGUGCUGCACGGCCUACUCUGCCAGACCUACAACGCGCUCGUACUCUCCACGGAGUCAUCUGUUAUCCUGUAUGGACAGCUUGCUGUCGUGCCUGAGGGGAAGAUGGCACCAGGUGGUCACGAGUUAGCUGUGGACUACUGGGAGCUGGUGGGGCUGGCGCCGCCCGGUGGAGCUGACGCCAUCCUCAACGAGGAGGCCUUGCCCGACGUGCAGCUUGACAACAGACACAUAAUGAUCCGCGGUGAGAACACAUCGAAGGUCCUCCGCGCCCGCGCCGCCGUGACCCGCGCCUUCCGUGAUCACUUCGCUUCGCGCAAGUACACCGAGGUCACGCCGCCCACCAUGGUGCAGACACAGUGCGAGGGAGGCAGCACGCUCUUCAAGUUCAGCUACUUUGGCGAGCAGGCGUACCUGACGCAGAGCUCGCAGCUGUACCUGGAGACAUGCCUGGCGGCGCUGGGCGACGUGUACUGCAUCGCGCAGUCCUACCGCGCGGAGCAGUCGCGCACGCGCAGGCAUCUCGCUGAAUACAGCCACGUAGAGGCUGAGUGUCCGUUCAUAACGUUCGAGGAGUUGCUGGAGCGGCUCGAGGACCUGGUGGUGGACGUCGUGGACAGAGUGCUGGACUCGCCAGACGCGCAUCUCGUCUACGAACUCAACCCUGACUUCAAGAGACCCAAGAAGCCGUUCAAGCGAAUGGCGUACACAGAAGCUAUCGAGUACCUUCGCGCCAACAACAUCACUAAAGAUGAUGGCUCCUUCUACGAGUUUGGAGAGGACAUCCCCGAGAUGCCGGAGCGCAAGAUGACGGACGCUAUCGGCGAGCCCAUCCUGCUGUGCAAGUUCCCCGCGGAGAUCAAGUCCUUCUACAUGCAGCGCUGCGCCGACGACCGCCGCCUCACGGAGUCCGUGGACGUGCUCAUGCCCGGCGUCGGGGAGAUCGUCGGCGGGUCCAUGAGGACCUGGGACCACGAGGAACUCAUGGAAGGCUACAAGCGCGAAGGUAUCGACCCGUCCCCGUACUACUGGUACACGGACCAGCGUAAGUUCGGGUCGGUCCCUCACGGCGGCUACGGGCUCGGCCUGGAGCGCUUCCUCUGCUGGCUGCUGCAGCGACACCACAUCCGCGACGUCUGCCUCUACCCACGCUUCCUCGAACGUUGUACUCCCUAGACAAGUAUAGGAAACACACACGAAAACUAUCGACGGAAUUUUUGUAUAUUUGAGUGUCGUGGAUGCUUUACAGUGAAUAGAGAUGUUUAGUAAGUUUUGAACGUUUAACAAAGCAUAAAUAGUUACUAACUUGACAAUGAUUCAUCAUUAGAAGAUGGAAAGGUUAGUCACACGUAUUUAUCGGGAUUGUUCGACUCAUUACGGCCCCAGCAGGUACGAUUCGCGAUCCCGUCGCGGCAGGCGUCAAUUCUAAUAAAAACGCGGGAGUACAUCAUUUAUUAAAAAAAUCUCUUAAGUUAGUAAUCCUUGCAAAAUGUAACUCUAUUCACUUAGUAAUACCGACAAAUAAUAAGGCUAUACGCGUAUUUGUGGUUAAAAGAUACCAUACAAAUUCUUACAUGAAUUGCAAAUGUUCUUUCGAUAGUUUUCGUGAUAACUCCAGUGUUCUGUGUUCGCUUAUUGCGCUAUUUACAUAUAUACCACCAUAUACUUACUACAUAUAACACUGGUCCUAAGACUUAUUAUUGCGCCAUUGAAAAAAAAAAUAUCAAAUGUUAUAUCAAAGUACAGUGAAGUUAUAAUAUACAAUUUUAACACAAUCACUUUAAUUGAUCUGCGGUUUGUAUUUUAUGUAGUUAAGUUAUGGACUGACUGUUGCCAUCUAGUGAUUGUAAACCAUCUGUUCAGGAGUCGCCAAGCGACGAAGCUAGGUCUUAUAAGUAAGCGUCAUAAUUUGUUAAUAUAAUUAUAUAGUUGUUAUUGAUCUAAAUUAUCUCUCUAAUGUUUUGUUUUUCACACGAUCUGUUUGAUUUCUUUUUAUAAUGUUUUGUACUGGAGUACAAAUAUAAUACGAAAACCGGCAUUUAAGUAAGGAAUGUUAACAUUCCAUUUUGUUUUAUAUUUCUUCAAAUAUCAGUUGCGGUGUUAUUUUUAUUUAAAUACAGUUUCAUAAAUUGA